AUGCGAACCUCCUGUGCAUGGACGGGAAUCUCUAUAGCCUCUUCAAUGAAAUGCUUUCUAAACAGUCUCAUUCCAAGUAGCCCCACACUUACAACAUCGUAUCAAGUCUGCCCAACUUCUCUUCCUUCCGAAAGCGUGCAACAACACCGCGUCACGUUCACCGUUGAUCCAACUUUGGUCGACAUAUGCAAAGAGCUGAAUCAGGCCGUUCCCGAGUUGCCCUCUCCGGUCCUGUUAGCGAUACGGGCAGCUUGCUGUCGUGUUGCUAACCUAUCUGGAGCUCUCGAGCAGCACGACAUCGUCUUACGCGAGCUGGCUCGCACUCAGACUCUUGCGCCGGACGGAGAUCAUGGUUCCGCGGAAUUGUUGCGCAUGCGUUUGGGUUCAUCAUUGGCUCAUUAG
This is a messenger RNA of Mycena indigotica, 402 nucleotides long. RefSeq lists its product as uncharacterized. The record is from RefSeq and is a predicted model, not a curated record. The transcript is spliced from 2 exons. NCBI's taxonomy places the organism in Eukaryota, Fungi, Basidiomycota, Agaricomycetes, Agaricales, Mycenaceae. The coding region runs from base 1 to 402 and encodes 133 amino acids.